Molecule: messenger RNA, 5433 nt
Organism: Mugil cephalus (flathead mullet)
Lineage: Eukaryota; Metazoa; Chordata; Actinopteri; Mugiliformes; Mugilidae
Gene: jag1b
Product: jagged canonical Notch ligand 1b
Exons: 26
Coding region: 306-3974 (1222 amino acids)
Biological process (GO): multicellular organism development; heterophilic cell-cell adhesion; establishment or maintenance of epithelial cell apical/basal polarity
Cellular component (GO): plasma membrane; protein-containing complex
Molecular function (GO): Notch binding; calcium ion binding
Source: RefSeq, a predicted model, not a curated record
UGGCUUGUGUAGCAGCUCCAGCUCGGACCAGCAGUCACUCAGUCAGUCAGUGGGCUCAGCCGCCGCAUGGCUACUGUGUAAACUUUCCUCAAUAACAAGUGGAGACUGUCGGAUAACGAAGCAGAGCAGACGCUCGGAGAACUUGAGGGACAUACUAGGAAGAGGUCUUCUAUGAAUCGGGAACCUGUGCUCCGCUGAUUAAACUGUUGUUUCCCACUCGUGCAUGUUUAAACCAGAGGAGAGCUCUGGUGCCGUGUGUCGGCCAGACGACUAGUACAAACGAGUGGCAACAGCAGUCCGGAGGCAUGAUUUUGAGACGGGGCUCAGUCGUUGCUGCCUUUUUACUCUGCUUUCUCGCGAAGGUGUCGGAGGGAUCUGGACAAUUCGAGUUGCAAAUCUUGUCGAUGCACAAUGCGAACGGGGAGCUGCUGAGCGGCAUGUGUUGUGAUGGCACACGGAACAGCGCGGAUAGAAAGUGCACACGGGACGAGUGCGAUACGUUUUUUAAAGUUUGCCUGAAGGAAUACCAGUCGAGGGUUUCUGCUGCGGGGCCCUGCAGCUUCGGAAUGGGAUCUACGCCUAUCCUCGGAGGGAAUACAUUUUCUUUCAAGAGCUCUGUCAGGAAUGACAGAUCCAGGAUAGUUUUGCCCUUCAGUUUUGCCUGGCCGAGGUCCUACACUUUGAUAGUGGAAGCCUUGGACCACAACAACGAAACCAGCGGUGCAGAUGGGAAGUUGAUAGAGAAAGCCUCUCAUUCCGGCAUGAUCAACCCCAGCCCGCUCUGGCAGAAGCUGACUCACAACGGCCCCGUAGCACAGUUCGAGUACCAAAUCCGUGUCAGCUGUGAUGAGCACUACUACGGCUUUGGCUGCAACAAGUUCUGUCGACCCAGGGACGAGUUCUUCGGGCAUUACACCUGCGACUACAAUGGAAACAAAACCUGUCUGGAAGGCUGGUCUGGGCCUGACUGCAACACAGCUAUAUGCCGACAAGGCUGCAGCACCGAACAUGGAUCAUGCAAGGAGCCAGGUGGAUGCAAGUGUCUGUAUGGCUGGCAGGGCCAGUACUGCGACAAGUGCAUCCCCCAUCCUGGCUGCGUUCAUGGCACCUGUGUAGAGCCGUGGCAGUGCCUGUGUGACACCAACUGGGGAGGCCACCUUUGUGACAAAGAUCUGAACUACUGCGGCACUCACCAGCCAUGCCUGAAUGGUGGGACGUGUAUCAACACAGGACCUGACAAAUACCAGUGUACUUGUGCCGAGGGUUACUCCGGCGCCAACUGUGAGAGAGCGGAACACGCCUGCCUGUCCAACCCAUGCUCUAACGGAGGGAGCUGCUCGGAAACCAGUCAAGGCUACGAGUGCCAGUGUGCGCCCGGCUGGAGCGGCCCCUCCUGCACUAUCAACGUCGACGACUGCUCUCCGAACCCGUGCAGCCACGGAGGGACCUGCCAGGAUCUGGUCAAUGGCUUCAAGUGUCACUGUCCUUCACAGUGGACGGGGAAGACGUGUCUGAUCGAUGCCAACGAAUGCGAUAGCAAACCGUGCGUCAAUGCCAACUCAUGCCGCAACCUGAUUGGCGGAUACUUCUGCGAGUGCCUCCCUGGUUGGACGGGGCAGAACUGCGACAUCAAUAUAAACGACUGCAAGGACCAGUGCCAGAAUGGGGGAACAUGCAAGGACUUGGUGAACGGCUACCGCUGCACGUGCCCUCCCGGCUUCGCUGGCGAGCACUGCGAGAGGGACGUCGACGAGUGCGCGAGCUCGCCGUGUCUGAACGGCGGCCGCUGUCAGGACGAAGUGAACGGCUUCCAGUGUCUGUGUCUGACUGGCUUCUCAGGAAACCUCUGCCAGCUGGAUAUCGAUUACUGCUCGCCCAACCCGUGUCAGAACGGGGCGCCCUGCUUCAACCUGGCCACCGACUACUACUGCGCUUGCCCGGAGGACUACGAGGGCAAAAACUGCUCCCACCUCAAAGACCACUGUCGCACAACCACAUGUAAAGUGAUUGACAGCUGCACAGUCGCCGUCGCGUCCAACAGCACGCCAGGAGGGGAGCGCUACAUUUCGUCGAACGUGUGCGGACCUCACGGCCGCUGUCGGAGCCAGGCCGGGGGCCAGUUCAGCUGCGAGUGCCAGGAAGGCUUCAGAGGCACCUACUGCCACGAGAACAUCAACGACUGUGAGAGCAACCCGUGCCGCAACGGAGGCACCUGCAUCGACAAGGUCAGCGUGUACCAGUGCAUCUGCGGCGACGGCUGGGAGGGCGACCACUGCGAGAUCAACAUAGAUGACUGCAGCACCAGCCCCUGUCAUAACGGUGGGACGUGUCGAGACCUGGUGACUGACUUCUUCUGCGAGUGUAAAAACGGCUGGAAGGGAAAGACUUGCCACUCCCGUGAAAGUCAGUGCGAUGAAGCCACAUGCAACAAUGGAGGCACCUGCCACGAUGAGGGCGACACAUUCCAGUGCAAGUGUUCCCCUGGGUGGGAGGGUACCACGUGUAACAUAGCCAAAAACUCAAGCUGCCUUCCAAACCCGUGCGAGAACGGCGGCACCUGCGUGGUGAAGGGGGACUCGUUCACCUGCGUCUGCAAGGAAGGCUGGGAGGGUCCCACGUGCACUCAAAAUACCAACGACUGCAGUCCCCACCCAUGCUACAACAGUGGAACCUGUGUGGAUGGGGAUAACUGGUACCGCUGCGAGUGCGCCCCAGGCUUCGCGGGUCCAGACUGCCGGAUCAAUAUUAAUGAGUGCCAGUCGUCUCCGUGUGCCGGCGGCUCUACCUGCGUGGAUGAGAUCAACGCAUACCGCUGCCUCUGUCCGCCCGACAGAACCGGACCACACUGUCAAGAGGUGACGAGAAAAUCUUGCUCCGUUAAUGGACACGUCACCGCCGACGGCGUCAAGUGGGACGAGGACUGCAACACUUGCCACUGUUCAAACGGGAAAGUCGUGUGCACCAAGAUGUGGUGCGGCCCCAAGCCAUGCCACCUGGGGGUCAAAGGCAGAAGCGGGUGUCCCGCGGGCCAGAGCUGCUACCCCCUCAGGGAGGGCCACUGCUUCGUGAAGCCUUGCGUUGAGGACGGAGAGUGCUGGCGCUCCAACCCUCCCCAGCCUCCCACCAAGUGCCACCCCAGCUCCACUUACCAGGACGACAGCUGCGCCAACAUCACCUUCACCUUCCACAAGGAGACCAUGGAGACCAUGGAUAGCUUGUCUCAGGGCUUGACCGUGGAGGGAGUAUGCAAGCAGCUGAGGCUCUUGUACGUAGUGAAGAAUUUCUCCUUGGAGCAUUCAGUGUCCAUAACCUGUGACCCCUCAUUCUCAGCCAGCAACGAGAUCCACGUCUGCAUUUCGACUGAGGACCAUCGCUUGGACCAGAGCCCCAUUAAAGAGAUCACAGACAGGAUAAUCGACUUGGUUAGCAAACGCCACGGGAACAACACCAUCAUCUCCGCCAUCGCAGAAGUUCGUGUGCCAAGCCCCAGCAAAACUGACUAUCUGGUGCCCCUCCUCAUCUCCAUCUUCAUCGUCAUCUGGGUCCUCGUACUGGUCUCCAUUUUGCUGUGGUGCAUGCGCCGCCGGCGGAAACAGAGCAACCACAACGGGACGUCGGCAACCGGCUCGGAGGACAACACGACCAAUAACGUACGGGAGCAGCUUAACCAGAUCAAGAACCCUAUAGAGAAGCACGUGGGCCUCACGGUGGCCAUUAAAGACUACGAAAACAAGAACUCCAUCAUUGCCAAAAUAAGGACAAAUCACCCCGAGGGGGACGAGGACGACAAGGAGAGGCACUUACAGAAGGGCCGCUUUGCCAAACAGCCAGCAUACACACUGGUGGAGAGGGACGAGAAGGCGCCCCUCUCCAAUCCCAACUCCACAUCCAAGCAUCCUAAUUGGACUAACAAACAGGACAACAGAGACUUGGAGACAGCAAACAGCAUAAACAGGAUGGACUACAUUGUAUAGCAGACAGCUGUGUUGCCGUGCAACCAAGCCCUAUGCCUUCACACCCAGGUGGUGGGUGAAACAGGGGAGCUUUGGCAUGUGUAGUUAGUAAACGGUCAUGUCAUUUGUGACCCCACAGUAUUUUCAGAUAUUCCCCGUGUUAAUUUAAGUUUUGACAAGCUGGCUUACACUGGCAGUGACAGUUGCUUUGGUUGGCUGGAAACACAAGGCACUGGUAUACAUUUCACUGUAGAACGACUUGCAAAAGUGUCCACCUAUGCAUUUCACUUCCCUUUCUUUAAGAUUUAGUGGACAAAUGGAAGGGGGUAAUUGUCCUGGUGUAAUUGUUGUACAAUGACUAAAAAAAACUACCCGACUCGUUCAACACUAGAGCUAAUUAUUUUUAGUACGUGUUUGAAUUCUUUCUAGUUCUAUUUGGAGAAAGUGCCUUUUUUCAGCUUUAGACUUCAGCAACUGUCAAAUGAGAGAGAAAAAAAAAAAAGAUCAACUUUAUUAUUUAUUUUUAUUUUUGUGGGUGGGGGGAGGGGGGCUCAAUGUCAGCAGUUGCUGCCAAUAUGAAGAAUUUAUGUGACAAUUUAGAACGUGUAGAUAUGUACAUUUUUUUUUUAUUAAUCAUUGUGUAUAUUUGAUUUAUUAACUUAAUAAUCAAGAGCCUUAAGAUAUCAUUCCUUUUUAUUUAUAUGUUCUGUCUAGUUUGAAGGUUUUGAUAGCUGUGGAAGCCUACCAUUUCUUUCAGUGACAAAUUCUUUUUUCAACGCAUUCAAAAAAAAAAAAAAAAUUAAAAAAAAGCCAGAUUUCAAAGAAUUUAAGACAAAAGACAGGCACUCUGGGCCUAAGAGACAUUUUUUUGUUUUUCCACACAUUUCAUUAUUUGUUGCCAGGACCUUAAUUGAAGGCAAGUGAGGUUAGGACAACAAAAGAUCCUGGCUGCUGCAAGGGUUGGACAUGGUGGCAGACAUAUUGCUUGCCACUAAUGGAUAAAUACUUAAGGGAACAAAAAUUCUUCAGCAGCUCCAGUUUAAACCCACUGACAUUUUUCACAGGCUGUCAAAAUCCACCAACUUGCAAGGCAAGUCACAUCAAUACAACAUGGCAUGCCAAAAUUCCCAUCUCCUUUAGUCAGCAUAAUAUCAUAAGCUAGACCAUGAGUACUUGAACAGCAGGGGGGCAAUGGGAACAUAGUAGAUUCAGAUUAAACACACUGCCUUGCUCUGCAAGAGUCUGCUUCGUGUCUGUGCACAUUUGUUUCUUUUUAAAAAUGAGGCUCUUAAAGACAAACAUGUUUUAUCUCAUUUGUUAACCCUUUGAGAUCAUGGCAACAUUUUGUCCUUUUUUUUUUUUUUUUUUGACUUUUGUGUUACGAACUUGAGAAUUGUGUUGAUCUGGCAAUAUAUUUUUGAAAGUCAUAUUUAUUAAAUAUUUUGUAUGAAAAGAGAAUUAAAGUUGUCUUUGUUCUGGA